AUGCAUAAAGCCAUUAAUUGCUCCUUGAUUACUCUAAUCCCAAAAUCAUAUGAAGCUAGAACUAUCAAGGAUAUGAGGCCAAUUGCCUGCUGUAGUACAACGUACAAGAUCAUUUCAAAAAAUUUGACAGCUAGACUUGGUAAAGUCAUUGGCAACAUUAUUGAAGAAACUCAAUCUGCAUUUGUACUUGGCAGAACCAUCCAUGAUAAUAUAAUGUUGGCUCGGGAAUUGGUUAGAGUCUAUAAUGGGAAACACAUAUCACUAAGAUGUAUGAUCCAACUUGAUAUUCAGAAAGCAUAUGACACUAUGGAAUGGUUGGCUCUGACGAACAUCAUGCAAGAACUUGGAAUCCCUCAAACCUUCAUUAAUCGGACCAUGGCUUGUGUGUCAAUUAUAUCAUACAGAUUCUCCAUUAAUGGUGCUCCAACUGAUCUCAUAAAUCUAGGAAAGGGUUUAGAUAGGGUGACCCCCUCUAUCCCCUAUUAUUUGUAA
Lathyrus sativus (Indian pea) is the source of this 492-nucleotide messenger RNA. Lineage: Eukaryota; Viridiplantae; Streptophyta; Magnoliopsida; Fabales; Fabaceae. The record is from the annotation of a GenBank genome assembly.